AAUUUUGUGAAAGAAUAUACAUUUAGGCUUUUGACAUGACAUGAUAUAUUAAUUCCUUGAAUUUUGGAAGAGGAGAGGCUGAUUUAAACUCCAUGCUGGCCUGGCGGCUGGCCUCAAUGUCUGUCCGCUAUGUGCAAUGAUUUACUGAUGCUUGCGUGCGGUAUAUAUAGAUGGACUAACCCUAGUUAGUACUUACCUUACCUAGUGGACUGGUACAAGCUAUGGAGGUCAUCUCUUCAAUUUUCAAUUUAUAUAUGAAAAAUUAUUAAUUUUAUUCCUUUAUGUAGAUUCUAGAGCUUUAGAGGUCUUAAUUAAAAGGUACAUAUUAACCGAAGGAUAAUAAGGCUCAGCGGAAGAAACAAUUAGCCAGGCAGGCCGGCAGGCAGGCAGGUAAUACAAGUUGACAUCUCGUAGUAGCAAAACAAUCAGGGAAUUAAGACUCGAGGCGGAGUUUGCCGAAUUAUAUCCAUCCGACAGUCCGACUCCAAAAGCAAGCGAGCGAGAGAGAGAGGGAAGUAAGAAUGAGCAAAUUAUCGGCAGAUGAAGCAGCUGGAAAUUAUGUUAGCGAGAAUGAUAUGAUGAAAUUGCCAAUAUCAUCAUCACCAUCGUCACCAUCAUCCAACGGUGGAAAAGGAUCAUCAGGCUGCAGUAACCGAGCGUUGGUGGUGAAGAGGAUUCUAAGGGCGACGUUGCUGUUUGUGGCAGCCACUGUGGGUUGCUUUAUCAUCUCCGGAUUUCUGCUCGGAUCCUAUUAUGACAACGGUUUGUCUUCUCAUCAGACCACUCUAGAAUAUACAUUGGAUACAGUUCUCAGAAAUGCAUCUAUGAAGGACAAAACAAUUAUACUAACUACCCUAAAUGAUGCAUGGGCUGAACCCAAUUCAAUAUUCGAUCUCUUUUUAGAGAGUUUCGAGAUUGGAAGUAACACAAAAUGGUUGCUUAAGCAUUUGGUAGUCAUAUGCUUGGACAGAAAAGCAUAUGCCCGUUGCUUGGCGUCACACCCUCAUUGCUACCAACUCUACACUCAAGGUGCCAACUUCACCAGCGAGGCUACUUUUAUGUCUUCCGAGUACCUGGACAUGAUGUGGAGACGAAUCCGACUUUUGUCUUCUAUUCUCGACAGCGGUUACAACUUUGUCUUUACGGAUACUGAUAUAAUGUGGCUAAGAGAUCCAUUCCCACAAUUCUACUCAAAUGCAGAUUUUCAAAUUGCAUGUGACUUCUUCAACGGUGAUUCUUACAGCGUAAAUAAUUUUCCCAAUGGAGGGUUUACCUAUGUAAAAUCAAACCACCGCACGAUUAAAUUUUAUAAGUUUUGGUACUUCUCCAGAAAGGCGUAUCCAAAGAAGCAUGACCAAGACGUUCUCAACAAGAUCAAAUUUGAUCGCUUCCUCACCCAAAUUGGAUUGAAAAUGAGGUUCUUGGAUACACUAUACUUUGGUGGGUUCUGCCAGGCUAGUAAGGACUUCAACCAAGUAUGCACAAUGCAUGCCAAUUGUUGUGUUGGUCUCGAAAACAAAGUCAAUGAUCUUAAAAUUUUGCUACAAGUUUGGAGAAAGUACAUGUCCUUACCUCCUAAUACAACUGCCAAGCCACAACUUUCAUGGACCGUUCCACAAAAUUGCAGCACUUCCUUCCAACGCCUUGGAAAGCACUCGUGACAGGAGGAGAAGGGAAAGGAAAUUGCACAAAAUUCAUCGCAAUUGGUAGGGGGCGAUGGAAAUGGUACCUUGGUGAUCAAUUAUCAUGUCAUCUUAAUAUAAAAUUGUUCAAUACAAAACUGACUCAUUUGCCCUU
Messenger RNA from Malus domestica (apple), 1797 nucleotides. RefSeq lists its product as uncharacterized. NCBI's taxonomy places the organism in Eukaryota, Viridiplantae, Streptophyta, Magnoliopsida, Rosales, Rosaceae. The record is from RefSeq and is a predicted model, not a curated record.